Molecule: messenger RNA, 1961 nt
Organism: Alnus glutinosa
Lineage: Eukaryota; Viridiplantae; Streptophyta; Magnoliopsida; Fagales; Betulaceae
Product: protein JASON
Exons: 7
Coding region: 251-1735 (494 amino acids)
Biological process (GO): male meiosis II
Source: RefSeq, a predicted model, not a curated record
GUCAACAAAUACAAGCGAGUAUUCCAAUUUCCAUCCAUUCAUCUCCAGAGCUAUACCUUUCCCUCGCUUUCUUGGUUCAAAUUUCAAAAACGACCCAUCAACUCUCUCUCUCUCUCUCUCUCUCUCUCAUAAUCCAAUCCAGUAAUUAUUUAGACCCAAAGAAAAAAAAAAGAAAAAAAAGAAAAAGAAAAAAGAAAUAAUAGUAGCUGAGAAGCUAAGGCAAAGCGCCUGAGAGAAGCCUAACAAAUCCAUGAUAAGCUCGUUGCUGAAGCGUGACAUACAGCUGGUGUGCAGAUCGGUUGUGCGGUUUGUAGAGAUUUCGGUUUCCAGAGGCAUGGGUUGCUUCUUCGCUUGCUUCAGGGUCAGAGACGAUCGCCAACGCCCUCGGCCCCACCUCUCCUCCCGCUCCGCUACUCGCCCCAACCGCCCCACUGAAGUUGUGAUACCUCAAAAUCGUUUGUCAUCUCUUUUUCUAGCUGAAGAGAAAGAAGAUUCUCGGUGCAAUGAUGGGGAAGAUUUUAAUUUCAGAUCUCCACAAAAUCACAAGGAGCUCAAGGAUGAGGCCAAGUUUCUUAAAGCUUGUGGUACCUUAGCGGAGACACCUGCUGAAAUUCGGAAAGCAUCCGAGAAGUGGAAAAGUCCAAUUCCUUAUGACAGAGAUUCAGAGCCUCCAAAAUUCCAUUCAUGGCUUCCCAACACAUCUAUCAAGAAAAUUCAGUUAGACAAUCAACCUGAUCAGCCUCCUACUCCUCUCAAACUUUGUGAAGAGCGGGGAAAGGAAUCAGCUUUGCAAGAGCUGACACCUAGCAGUAUAUCCAGCGUCAGGGUUAAUGCUAAUCAGACAGGAAACAUUGCUACAUCAGUUUCACCUUGGGUUUCAACCACAGCCGUUCAGUGCAGGAACAAGUCUGUGCGCUUUGAAUGUGAUUAUGAUGUAUCUUCCUCUACAAGUUCAUCUCAAAAUGUUAAUCAUAAUCCAAAGAAAUCUGAAUCACCGGAUAAUCGGAGUGUGCCAAAGCCUGAACCUUAUCCAACCCCACUUAAGCUAUCUGAUGAGAUGCAAACACCUGGAACUGUUUUCCCAACAAACUUAGAAAAUUUACCAUAUGGGAAGACUCGAAUCAGGUCUCAGUAUGUGUAUUCAGUUAUCAAUCCAGUUGAGGGUGACUCUCAGUGGAAGGUAUUGAAGGAAGAAAAUUCUAACUCUCAUCAAUUUUCAGAUGAUUUGAGAGAAUCUUUUGAGUUGCUUGAAACCGCAAACCCUAGGUCCGAAGGGGGGGUAAAUGAAACUUCAUUUGGGAAAGAGUUGAAGGCGGAAGCAAGCCAGUCUGAUUGGCUGAAGCCACAGCUGUCUACUCAGGAUGCGAGCAGUAAAAAUUUUGACUCUGAUUUCACCAGAAAACCUCAUUUUGGUAGAACUCCUGGGGACAGGCCUAUAAUUGGGAUUGUUGCUGCUCACUGGAAUGAUGAUGAGCCUUCUCAUAUUUCGCCUAAGUGGUGGGAUGGGAAUGGAAUCCCAAAUUCUACCAAUAAAUACAAAGAGGAUCAGAAAGUUAGCUGGCAUGCUACACCAUUUGAGGAGAGGUUAGAAAAGGCUUUGUCUGAAGAGAGCAUCAUCUCUCAAAGGAAAGAUAUAUAUGGGAAACCAAUAGCUUUUGAUGAGAACGAGGAAAGUGAUACAGCUCUUUCUCAGUUGCAAUCUUCAACCCAUCCUAAGUCAGUGGUUUCAUUUUAAUGAAUGAUGGUGGUAGUGUUUCUCCAAUGUGUCCUUUGAAACCUAAAUUUGAAGUAUACUUCGUUGAACAUGGUUGAUGGUUUUGUUGGUUCUGGAAAUUUUGUUCAUGUGAUAAUACAGUCCUUUCAGCAGCAUGCAGAGCUGCUUCUAAUGUACAUAAGUAAUGGAAAUCCUCUGCAUCAAUGGCUCUUUGAUUAUUAAUCUUUUUCUAAUCUCGUUUGCCCCC